Psammomys obesus (fat sand rat) is the source of this 1219-nucleotide messenger RNA. RefSeq names its product cilia and flagella associated protein 68 (gene Cfap68). Lineage: Eukaryota; Metazoa; Chordata; Mammalia; Rodentia; Muridae. Gene Ontology annotation, cellular component: nucleus. The coding region runs from base 532 to 1071 and encodes 179 amino acids. The transcript is spliced from 4 exons. The record is from RefSeq and is a predicted model, not a curated record.
GUAACAACAAUAACAAAAGCCACUGAGAGUCUACUCUCCUAUGGAGAAAGGAUUAGACACGAACGAGGCUGAUGACAAGGAAACCUGAUAAAAGGCUACUUGCAGUAAAGGGUACAAAGGAGAUGGUGGUCUGAAUUAGAAAUUGACAGUGAUACUGAAAAAUAGUGGGCUGAUUUAGAAAUCAGCAAGACUAAGUGACUGACUGAUCAAAUACACAAAGAAAAGCCCUAGUUUUCUGCCAGACGACUGAGUGGAUGUCUGUCCUAGCUAGGACCAGCAUCACCUCUAAACCACUAGGCCUCUUGGACUUUCUGGGUCCAGAUACCCAAGUCAUCAUGCACUUUGGUGACAUCAGCAUAUACAUGCACAUACCUUCACAAAGGUAGGUGAUGUGAGGGAAGUGUUGGUCUUGUCUGCUUGUGAAAAGGCAGUUGGGUUGUGUCUCCCAAACUGUGAUCAUGUGUCCAUGGUGAUCUAUAUUCCUCUGUUGGAGAACUGGAAAAACCAGGUUGGGAGACAUCUUUAAGGAACAUGGAACAGCCAUAUAGUGAGCACUGUUUUUGGGUGAAAUUUCCAGCCAAAUCAUGGUGUUCACCAUCAACUUACUCGACAGCACAGAACCUUAUCUAUUUCCUGAAAAACCCACACUAUGGCAGCCUUCUUCAUGCUGACGGCCAUGGUGAAGUAUGGACAGACUGGAACAAAUCGUCCAAGUUCUCUCAGUAUGGGUGGAGAUGCAACACCAAUGAGAACUCAUACUCCACCCGCACCCUGAUGGGCAACUGGAACCAGGAAAGAUACGACCUGAAGAACAUCGUGACGCCCAAGCCCUUGCCUUCCCAGUUUGGACACUACUUUGAAACAACGUAUGAUGCAAACUACAACAGCAAAAAGCCACAAUCUGCUCAUAGAUUUAAGCAAGAGCCUCAUUGGUUUCCUGGACAUCAGCCUGAGCUGGAUCCUCCUCAUAACAAAUGCACAGGAAAGUCAAUUUACAUGACUAGCUACUCAGAGCCUGUACCCACUCAUUACUCUUGGUGUAUAUGUGCUCCAAACAUGAACCAAUGUUAGGAUCCAGGACUCAAAGAAAUAAAAAGUAGCUUCACUUUUUUCUGGAGUAGAUUGUAGAAAGAAGCACUUUCUAGGUAGACUCAAACCUUGCUUUUAACAUAACUUCUGUCUAAAUAAACCACAGUCCAAAAACGAAACAAAACAAAAA